Messenger RNA from Musa acuminata subsp. malaccensis (wild Malaysian banana), 461 nucleotides. RefSeq names its product small ribosomal subunit protein uS14. Gene Ontology annotation, molecular function: zinc ion binding; structural constituent of ribosome. Gene Ontology annotation, cellular component: ribosome; cytosolic small ribosomal subunit. Gene Ontology annotation, biological process: translation. The record is from RefSeq and is a predicted model, not a curated record. NCBI's taxonomy places the organism in Eukaryota, Viridiplantae, Streptophyta, Magnoliopsida, Zingiberales, Musaceae.
UAUAAUCCGAACACUCCCCCUCGAGGCUGCGACGGUGAGAGAUUGGGGUUCGGCGCGAUCGACCUUGAGAGUUGCGUGACGAGAGAGAUGGGGCAUUCGAACGUCUGGAACUCGCAUCCCAAGAACUACGGCCCUGGAUCUCGAGUUUGCCGGGUUUGUGGGAACCCUCAUGGACUGAUCAGGAAGUACGGGCUUAUGUGUUGCAGACAGUGUUUCCGCAGUAAUGCCAAAGAAAUUGGCUUCAUUAAGUACCGCUGAAGAUGUUUGCAUUCACAGAGACUGAGCCUGCGGAAUGGAGCUCUUAUUGUCUCAGAAUGUGUUUUCUAUGAACUCUAGUUAUGUGAUCUGCUGGAUUAUAGUUCACCUAUUAAACUUUCAAUUUAUUGGAACAAUGUAGCAAGUUAAAUUCCAUGGAAUAUUUUUAUGGUGAUCAAUGUGAUGCUCCUAUGUUUCUUCCCAUA